Messenger RNA from Penicillium maclennaniae, 1878 nucleotides. RefSeq names its product putative potassium ion channel Yvc1 (gene yvc1). The record is from RefSeq and is a predicted model, not a curated record. The coding region runs from base 1 to 1878 and encodes 625 amino acids. The transcript is spliced from 5 exons. NCBI's taxonomy places the organism in Eukaryota, Fungi, Ascomycota, Eurotiomycetes, Eurotiales, Aspergillaceae.
AUGGGACAUUGGGGUGAGCUUCUCGGCUUUGAUCGCCGAAGAGCAAAUCACCGCGUUCAAGUUGAGCGUCGUCGACUUCUUCCUGCGUAUGCUGCCGAAGAGCCUCAAUCCUCAGAGUCCUCAAAGGAGAUCGCAAAGGUUGCGCUGCGCUUGAAAUACCAGAUUGAGCAACUGCUCGUCUGUGAGGUCGAGGAGAGCGCCCUGACCGACCCCAACAGUCGCAUCAUCACAGACAAUGUGAUCAAGACCGCCAAAAAUGCCGGCGGUGAAGAUUAUAAGGCCUGUAUUGUCUACUGUCUACUCACGUGUCUGCGAUGGUUCCAGAUCCAGGCCUCUGUGGAGCUCUGGGACGCGGAUCUCCACGAAGGUCGAGCUGUAGCUUGUGAAGUCAUCGCAAAGCGCAUAAUUGAGGGCGAGCAAGAUCAGAGCUAUUUGCUCAAAAAUAUUCUUCUUAAGCGCUACUCUAUCUUCAUUGAAGGUGAAGAGACGGAUCCUGCCAAUGUGAUCGAGCGUUCGGUUGAUCUCCAUGCGCUGAGAGUCAUCAGCUCUGCUGGAUACCAGAAAUGUAUCGCGUACCUGUGGCAAGGCUGGAUUUGCCAGGAAGAAGGCAAUCCGACAAAUUUCAUCGAGUACGCUGAUAAGUCAAACUCUGACUACUGGACUCAUUUCCACCCAGACCGGAUGCGCACUCCUCAUUAUCAGAAUGUCUGCCAGAUCGUAUUUUCUCUGAUAUAUCUUGCGCUGUAUACAGCUGUGAUAAAUACUGUCAACCCUACCGGUGAUCUUGACUUUGUCGAGUGUAUCCUUUACACGAUGACCCUUGCGUUCAUCUGUGACGAAGUAGCCAAGUUUUGGAAGGUGGGCUGGAAUUACGUCGAGUUCUGGAAUGCCUUCAACUCUACUCUUUACGCCCUGCUGACGAUAUCAUUCGUCAUGCGCGUGGUUGCAUUGGCCCAUUCACCCGGAAAUCAUAAUGAAAAGCGGCAAUUCUUUAACGAGCUAAGCUACAACUUCUUAGCUUUUGCCGGUCCGAUGUUCUGGAUGCGCAUGAUGCUCUACUUAGACUCGUUCCGCUUUUUUGGUGCUAUGUUCGUCGUGCUGCGUGUGAUGAUGAAAGAAAGCUUGAUUUUCUUUGCUCUUCUAUUCGUGGUUCUGGCUGGGUUUUUCCAGGCUUUUAUCGGAAUGGCGCAGGUUGACGACGAUGUCGAUAUCGUCAGACCUAUCAUUCAGGGCAUGGCGAACACUGUAAUGCAGAGCCCCGAUUUCGAUACUUUCCAGGAUUUUGCAUACCCCUUCGGAAUCAUUCUUUACUACAUUUUCAACUUCGUCGUCAUGAUUGUCUUAUUAAACAUCCUCAUCGCGCUGUACAACAGUGCGUAUGAGGACAUCUCCGGCAACGCCACUGACGAGUACAUGGCCAUCUUCGCACAGAAGACCAUGCAAUUCGUCCGCGCUCCCGAUGAAAAUGUCUUCAUUCCACCCUUCAAUCUGAUUGAGAUUCUGGGCCUUGUUGUUCCAUUCGAAUGGUGGCUCUCGCGAAAGCACUAUGCCAAGCUCAACGAUAUCGUGAUGUGUAUCAUUUACUCGCCUCUUCUCGUCAUCACUGCUUGGAUUGAGGCCCGCGAGGCAGAGGCCAUCAAAUGGAAUCGUCGCCACGGAGAGGAGGACGAGAAUGACACCCAGGAAUGGGAACAUGUAGCUGAGGAGGUUGACUUUGACCUCGAUGAUAACUGGAAGGAAGAAGUGAAGCAGAACACGCCUAAUAUCAAGGCUGACCCCUGCACCGCAGAGAUUCGGGAGUUGAGGGAUCAAGUGGCUGUGUUAACGGAGUUGGUGAAGAAAUUGAGUGAGAAGACAAUGGUGGAUGGAUUAUCUUGA